Molecule: messenger RNA, 840 nt
Organism: Penicillium brevicompactum
Lineage: Eukaryota; Fungi; Ascomycota; Eurotiomycetes; Eurotiales; Aspergillaceae
Exons: 1
Coding region: 1-840 (279 amino acids)
Source: RefSeq, a predicted model, not a curated record
AUGGCAUCUCCAUUCCACAUCUCACACUACGACCAGGUCGAGCUGGAGCGUAAUGAGGCCUUCAGUACGAUGCGUGAGCAGCUGCGCCGCCAAGAAUGCGGCAUGGAGCGACCGAGUUUCUGCGCCUGCCACCGACUCUCCUGCACUCCGGACGAACAAGAGACCUUCCGCUUCCACCGCGAUAUCAUCCACACCCUCCUCGUCCCCCUCUUCUUGAUCAACCACCAAGCCGAGCGCACCGCCGCCCGAACACUCCCCAGCCAAAAGGGCGCCGAACCCGAACGCGCCUUCCGUGGCGAAGCUCGCUCCGCCUUUGCCUGGCUCAACUGCAUUCUCACCGAAGAACACGACUGGUACCUCACAGCCCGCUGCCCAGCCUGCAUCGUCCAGCACGUCCUCCACUCCGAGCCCACUAUCCGAUUUGUGACUGUUGCCUCGCAGCUGGCGGGCGCCAGUUCCGGCUUCCAAUGCUGGUUGACCGCGCUCGAGACCGCCGUCUGCGAAGACCCUUUCUGGGGCGAUGCUUUCUGGCCCGAUAUCGAGGAGCGUGCUUCGCGAUUGACUGACGGCGUGCGCCAGCUCGUUCGUCAAUGCUACGAACUCACCGCCAACCUGGAGAACCCUCAUGUCUCGGCCAAGGCCGCUGGAUCCGUCUACGCCAACCGCUCUGCGACCUGCACUAUCCCCCUGAAGCCGUCCAGCUUCGCCCGCAAGCAGGUGCGACUUACUCGGGAAGAGCAGCGAUACCGUUCUUCCCUGUGGACCUGCUCGGAGAUGAGACAGCCGCUGGCCGGCUGUACUACUGCGCCCAAGUCUCGACGCCGGUCGCUGACUUCAUGA